This is a messenger RNA of Tarenaya hassleriana, 1261 nucleotides long. RefSeq names its product probable WRKY transcription factor 40. The transcript has 4 exons. Gene Ontology annotation, biological process: regulation of DNA-templated transcription. The coding region runs from base 172 to 1056 and encodes 294 amino acids. Lineage: Eukaryota; Viridiplantae; Streptophyta; Magnoliopsida; Brassicales; Cleomaceae. Gene Ontology annotation, molecular function: sequence-specific DNA binding; DNA-binding transcription factor activity. The record is from RefSeq and is a predicted model, not a curated record.
CCUCUUCUUCUAUUUAUUCUUCAAUCUCUCACGGAAAGAACACAAGUCUCUGAAUCUGAAAACUUCUUCCUUCGGCUUUGGAAGUCAUACAUACACACACACACACAUACAUACACACUCAUAAGAGGGAGAUCUACAACUGCGAGAUCCUAGAUCGAGUUUUAUACGUAGAUGGAGUAUUCUUCGUCUUGGGUUGAUACUUCUUUGGAUCUCAGCAUCGGUGUAAAUCGUAUGCAAGUCCAAGAUGAAGCCACGACGAGUGCUUUGGUCGAGGAACUAAACCGAGUGACCGCAGAGAACAAGAAACUCGCGCAGAUGCUUACUGUGAUGUGCGGCAACUACGACGCUUUGAAGAACCAGUUGAUGGAUUACGUCAACAACAACAACAGCAACAGCAACAUGGAGAGAGAGCUGAGUCCGUCGAAGAAACGCAAGUCUCCGGUGAAAGAUCGCGACGCCAUCGGAUUAUCGGAGAGCAGUUCCACCGAACAAGAUGAGUUGUGUAAGAAGCAGAGGGAAGAUACUUUCAUCAAGGAGAAGGUCUCUAGAGCUUAUUACAAGACUGAAGCUUCUGAUACUAGCCUUGUUGUGAAAGAUGGGUACCAUUGGAGGAAAUACGGACAAAAGAUCACAAGGGACAACCCUUCUCCAAGAGCUUACUUCAAAUGCGCUUUUGCUCCGAGUUGUCCAGUCAAAAAGAAGGUGCAGAGAAGCAUAGAAGACCAAUCUGUGUUGGUUGCAACCUACGAGGGAGAGCAUAACCAUCCAAUGCCUUCUCAGAUGGAAGCAAACGCCGGUUUGAAUCGCUAUAUCUCGAUUGCUUCAGCUUCAUCUGCAGUCAACGGGCCUGAGCCAUUGAUAACCGUUGAUCUCACCGAAUCUGAGAAGCUCAGUGGUAACACCAAGAACCCUAACUCAAGAAUCCACCUCCCGGAAGUUGGGAAACACUUGGUGGAACAGAUGGCUUCUUCUUUGACGAGAGAUCCUAAAUUCACCGCAGCUCUUGCGGCAGCUGUUUCAGGGAGAUUGUAUCAACAAAACCCAGCAGAGAAAUAGUUCAUAUAUAUAGGACAGAUCUUUAGUUACUUUCUGUUAGAUUAGGUUCAUGUCAGUACUAUUCAGUUCUUACGACUGUCCAGAUCGAUUCCUUUGCUUCACGCGCAAGCAAUGAUGAACUUGCAAACGAAAUCGACUUCAGUGUAGUUUGUCCAAGACUAUACAUAUGUUUUUCUGUUCUCUUCUUCAUCAUUCUAUAUAUAUA